AUGGAUUCUUGUAUUUCCUCCUCCGAAGCAGCCCCAAGCUUCUUCAUCACCAAACUUGGAAGAGAAAUGAGUAGAGAGGAAAGCCCGCAUGUUAACAGAAGAACCACAAGAUCAUCCUCUUCUACUACCCCAAAUUCUAAAACUGCAGUCGAGGUUUCAAAAAUCAUUAGUAAUACACAAUCUUUGACUGUAAAUGACCUUGUGCUCAGUGAUGAAUCUCUAACUCUCGAAGAGUUGAUUAAUUCUUUUCCCCAUAGGCGCGUGCAAAUUCUUGAAUUGAUCAAGCUUUUGGGCCCUUUGAAUUCUCCUAUGAUUCCAUUAUUUGUCUAUGGAGGUGCUUCAACGGGCAAAACAAGCACGGUACUUGAGAUUUUCAAGCACUUGAAGCGCCCAUUUAUUUAUAGCAGUUGCAUCACCUGCUACAACACCCGGAUACUGUUUGAAUCUAUCUUGAACCAGCUUUUACUUCAUAGGAAGCAUGAAAACAAUGGAUAUUCAAGUGCAAAGCGCUGUGAAAAGCCGUCUGAUUUUGUAAAUCUUUUACAUGAUGCUUUGAGUACUUUUAUAGACAGGCUCGAAGGUGAUCUGGGGAAAUCUAACUCCAAGAAAUCGGCUUUGCAAGUUAACGGGAAAAUGAUUUACUUGAUAAUUGAUAAUUUAGAGCACAUUAGAGAAUGGGAUAAGAGUUCAAAUAUGUUGCCCUUUUUAUUUAACUUGUAUAAUAUUCUGAAAAUGCCAGAGGUGGGUUUGAUUUUCAUAAGUAAAACCUCACUUGAUACGUAUCACUCAGACACAGGUUGUAUUGAGUCUUUCCCUGUUUAUUUUCCUGAUUACACUGAAGAUGAUCUGCGCCAGAUAUUCAUGAAAAACCAAUCAAAUCCCAAGUUAUAUUCCUCUUUUCUUGAUGUAGUGUUGAGACCUUUCUGUCGAAUCACAAGGCGUGUUGAUGAUGUAACUACUGCCAUUUCACCAUUAUAUAAGAAAUAUUGUGAACCGCUAGAUGACACGGGGAUCACUCCUAAUGAAGAUACAAAGAGAAAACUAUUUAAACAUAUUAAUCCAUAUAUCUCACAGUCCUUGAAAGAGACUUUUCACGUUCCUUCUCAACCUACACUCAAAGCCUCUGCCAGCAAGGACAAGACCAGGAGGAAGGGCAUUACUAAACCUGGAUUUUGGGAAUCUUUAGAUGAGAUGGACUUCCAUAUGUCUACUUGUGCAAAGUAUCUGCUUAUUUCUGCAUUUCUUGCAUCACGAAAUCCAGCCACACUUGAUGCCUCACUCUUUGAUUCAACUGGAGGAUCUGGCAAUCGAAAAAGAAAGAGAAAGAGCUCUGAAAAAUCAAUGGAGAAGAAGGAAAGUAAAGAACAAGAAUUACUCAUGAAAGGGCCUGGAACUUUUCCGUUAGAAAGGCUUUUAGCAAUAUUUCAGUGUAUCUCUUCUGUUGCAGAAUAUUCACCCAAUGAUGAAGUGCCACAAAUUGAUGGACUAGGAACCGAUGGUUGGGAUAGUGGACUAAUGGCUGAUGUUCUGCUGCAAUUAUCUAGUCUAUGUAGUGCUAAUUUCAUCACCAAAGGAGGUAGCUGCCCAUUGGAAGGUGGAAUUCGGUAUAGAUCAGCAGUCUCCGAGGAUAUGGCUUUAAAGGUAGCAAGGAGUCUGAAGUUUCCCUUGUCAAAAUACUUGUAUAGUAGAUAA
Messenger RNA from Fraxinus pennsylvanica, 1692 nucleotides. The record is from the annotation of a GenBank genome assembly. Lineage: Eukaryota; Viridiplantae; Streptophyta; Magnoliopsida; Lamiales; Oleaceae.